AUGGCCGUCGUUGUCUGUGAGGAAGACUACAGUGAGGAUGAAGAGAUGAUUCUCUCUCUGAUCCGUCAGGACGACACUCAACCCGAGCCGGGCAGCGAGCCGUCCGCUGACUUUUACAGGUGCAGUAAGGACGCGUGGCGCAUGCCAGGUCAGUAUAUCGUUGUGUUGAAGGCUGGAACGCACGAGAACCAGGUGGAGCGUACAGUGCGCAGACUCCGCGCGAAGGCGGCGAAGCACGGUUACCUGAUUGAGGUGAUGCAUACCUACUCCGGAGCUUUCCACGGAUUCCUCGUGAAAAUGAGCAGCGAUGUCCUACACAUGGCGGUCAAGCUGCCUCAUGUGGAGUAUAUUGAAGAGGACUCCUCCAUCUUCGCCCAGGGCAUCCCCUGGAACCUGGCACGGAUUACCCAGAGCAGGCAAGAAACGGGGAAAUACACACCGCCCAAUGAUGGAGGAGAAGUAGGGCUGUAUCUCUUGGACACCAGCGUGCAGACGACUCAUCGUGAGAUUGAGGGGAGAGUAAUGGUGACCGAUUUUAACAGCGUUCCCGAAGAGGACGGCAUUCGCGUUCACCGGCAGGCCAAUCAGUGUGACAGCCAUGGAACUCACACAGCGGGCGUGGUCAGUGGGCGGGACUCGGGCGUGGCACGGGGUGUGAGUGUGAAGAGUGUCCGUGUGCUAAACUGCCAAGGAAAAGGCACUGUAUCAGGAGCGCUCGCAGGUCUGGAGUACACGCGUGCCUCUCUCCUAGCCCAGCCGAUCAGUCCAGUCAUCAUUCUCCUGCCUUUCACGGGGGGGUUCAGUCGCACCCUUAAUGCCGUCUGCCGGGACAUGGUGCGAUCCGGCGCCGUGCUCAUCGCCGCCGCCGGCAACUACCAGGACGACGCCUGCCGCUACUCCCCAGCCUCGGAACCAGAGGUGAUAACUGUGGGGGCCACAAACUUUGCUGACCAGCCUCUGAGUGUGGGUACACUGGGCACUAAUGUUGGACGCUGUGUGGACGUGUUUGCCCCCGGUGAUGACAUCGUCAGUGCCUCCAGUGACUGUCCCACCUGCUUCACCACCAAGAGUGGCACCUCUCAGGCCGCUGCACACGCCGCCGGCAUAGCUGCGGUCUUCCUGAAUGCCAACCCCAAUGCCAGUGCUGCAGAGGUGCUCCAGCUGCUUCGCCAUCACUCUGUCAAGCAGGUCAUGAACCCUGAUGCCUUCCCAGCCGAGCACCGCCUCACAACUCCAAAUAUGGUCACGGCCAUGCCCACUUCCUCCAUGUCCUCAGGUGAGGAGCUGUUGUGUCGCUCAGUGUGGUCGGACAGGUCAGGGGUCGCAGCGUCGGACACAUCGAUGUCACGUUGUCGCCAAGAUGAAGAGAUGUUCAGCUGCUCCAGUCACUCUCCUGACGGAGUGAGGGGAGGAGAGAGAGUGGAGGAGCAAGAUGGGCACAAAGUGUGUGUGGCACACAACGGAGCUGGCGGAAAGGGGGUGUAUGCUGUUGCCCGCUGCUGCACAGGGCACGCGGUGCAAUGCCAGAGCAUUGCCAAUCACCAGCCUGGCGCCGAUGUAGAGUGCGCAAGCCCCCACCACCAUCUCACCGGCUGCAGUUCUCACUUCAUGUCCGGGGACAAGCCUGGCUCCGCACGGCCUCUCCAUGGUAACCGGAGGGUGUGCUCUGCCAGGGAAGGAGCGAGGUCACAUGCAUUCUGUUGCCACGCCCCUGCUCUGGAGUGCCGGAUGAUUGAACACGACCAGACAAGCCCCAGUGAGCAGGCUGAGGUGUCUUGUGAGGACUCGUGGGCACUGACAGGCUGUCACGCCCUCUCCCGCGGUGCUGUCGUUCGUGGGGCGUAUGCCCGAGGAAACACCUGCGUGGUCCAAACCUCCGGAGGCGGUAAUGGGGCCCUAGCCAUUGCCAUCUGCUGCCGGCUCAGCAAGAGCCAAAACCACGCAGACAACGGCCGCAAAUAG
This is a messenger RNA of Chanos chanos (milkfish), 1962 nucleotides long. It is a transcript of the gene pcsk9, whose product is annotated as proprotein convertase subtilisin/kexin type 9. The record is from RefSeq and is a predicted model, not a curated record. Gene Ontology annotation, biological process: proteolysis. The coding region runs from base 1 to 1962 and encodes 653 amino acids. NCBI's taxonomy places the organism in Eukaryota, Metazoa, Chordata, Actinopteri, Gonorynchiformes, Chanidae. The transcript is spliced from 13 exons. Gene Ontology annotation, molecular function: serine-type endopeptidase activity.